UUUGGGUGUGAAGUAUUUGUUUUGUUUACAGUCGGUGAUGCAGAACGAUGUACAGAUAUGAAAAAAAAUUAUGUGUUGCAUUUUUAUGCUUUUAUUUUCGUUUUAGAUAAUUUCUCAUUUGUUCGAGCCCAGCUGGGAAAAGAUCGCUUUAGUAAUUAUAAAUAUUAUCAAGAUGACAGUAGAUUUCGUAAACAUACGUACAGUAAUACAGAAUUUGAGCAUGCUGUUGAUGAUGAAAGGUGUUCAGGAAGGCCCGAAAUUAUUGAGAUAACGAGAGAAACACGACAUGGUAAUAUCCGUGGUAGAGAAGUUAGUCUGUGUGACACUCCAGGUCUUCAGUUAAGAUUUCGUCCUGGGAAUCCUAAUGCUUAUGUCCGUCGAAAUUCCGUUAGAGUUUUCCUCGGUAUCCCUUAUGCAGAACCUCCUGUACAUGAAAAUCGAUUCAAGCCUCCUAAAAGAAAAGAUAAAUUUCCAGAUAUUAAUGAUCCUCAUUAUAAACCAGCAUGUCCUCAGAAUGCAAAGUAUUUAAUGAAAGGAAAAGGCAUCAAUACAACUGAUGAAGAUUGUUUGUACUUGAAUAUUUUUACGCCUGGACAAGGGAGGUGUUUUGAAACAAUUCAAGGAAAAUUUGCUGUUAUGUUUUAUAUACACGAUGGAAAUUUUGAUCAUGGUAGUGGUUCAUUGUUUCCUGGUCAUAUGCUGGCAGCAUCACAAUGUGUUGUGGUAGUUACAUUUAAUUAUCGCUUGGGUCAUCUUGGAUUUUUAGCUACUGGUGAUGGGAAUUCUCCUGGUAAUUAUGGUAUUCUUGAUCAAAUUGAAGCCUUGCGAUGGGUUUAUGAAAACAUAGGUGUAUUUGAUGGAGAUAAUAGCAGAAUAACUUUAGUUGGCUCUGGUGCAGGAGGAGCAAGUGCAGCACUUCUAGCUUUGUCCCCUUUAUCUAGAAGAAUGGUAAAGAGAGUAAUAUCACAGAAUGCAUCUCCUAUAGCUGACUGGGCUGUUAUAACAGAUCGACUUUUCAUGUUUAAUACAAGUCAGAUACUUGGAGAAGAAGUGGGUUGUUCAAAUCAUGAUCUAUCUCUGUUGGUUCAUUGUAUUGGUACAAGAACGAAUAAUGAAAUCCAGAUUAUUAAAAUAAAGCCUAGAAAAGGUUGGCUACCUUGGGGUCCAGUUAUUGACAAUUACACCAGACGUGGAGAAGAGCAGUUGUUACCUUGGGCUCCAAAGGAAAUGCUAGAAAGACGUGUUGUUUUCAAUGAUGAAUUUGCAUAUAUGACUGGUAUCAGUCGGGAUGAAGGUGUUUCAAUAUUUUUGGAAGAUUAUCAAAAUCCCAGUGAUUUAGAAAUAAAUGAAGAGAAGUUCAUUCAGAAGAUUAAGGAUUUUAUGAGAAUGUAUAAUUAUACUGUAAAUUCACAGGGUAUUUUUGAUGCAAUAGAAUUUAUGUAUAAACCAUCUGUUGACGUCGUUAACAAGAAUUUAAGGGAAGCCUAUAUACAUAUGCUCACAGAUCGUUAUUAUGUUGCACCUCUUGCAGAGACAUUACAGCUCAUGAUUAAGAACAGAGUUACAACAUAUGCAUAUGUUUUGAAUUAUACAUUCCAGGGGUAUUCAACAAUUCUGAAAGACUUUGUAUCUUCAGAAAUUGAUUAUCUACUUUUAAGUGGGGCUCCUUUUAUGGAUCCAAAAUUUUACCCAUCAGUUUUAAAUUUGGCUAACGCAAAGUGGACACAGGAAGAUCGUAAUAUGAGUCAAUUUAUGAUGGAAGCUUGGGCUAAUUUUGCUAAAGAGGGGAAUCCCACUAAAACCCGUCUUUUCAAUACGAUUUUGUGGGAACCAGUGACAGAAAACAAUUAUAUCUGCCUCAAUUUGAAUGCAACCAAUACAACUAGCACUAUGAUCGCUGACUACAGAGAAAGAGAAAGUCGUUUUUGGAAUUCUUUUCUGCCUUUCUUUAUUGAUCGUGAACCACCAACAUUAGCACCUACCUUGGAACCCGGUGUUGCUGAACUAAGAAUUGUCACAAGUGCUUUAUGGGGCAGUGUUGCCCUUGCAACAAUCUUAAUUAUCAUCACGCUAAUCUGCUGCACAUUGUAUUGCAGAAUAAGAAGUCAGUGGUAACAGGUGUUGGAAUCUGUCUUGCAUCUACUUUACUUGUCUUGGACUUUUGAAAAGAAGGUGUUAUAGAUGAUCUUGAUUCAUCAAGAGAAGUUAUUGUAAAUCGUUCUGCAGCACAGCAUGAUACACCUGUAUGAAAAAAAUCAUUCUAAGAUUUCUGUGAUAUUUUUAUAUUUACCAUGUACAUUUGCAUUUAUAUCUGAUUUCAGAACAUAUGAUUGUUCAUUCAUAUCAGUUUUAUUUAUUUACAGUUCAUUAUUUGAAAAAGGUAACAAAAAUACCUUUUAAAAAGUUAUUUGCAUGUUAGUUAAAGAAUUCUGUGAGCACAUAUUCACUUAUUAUUAUUUAUAAGCAUUAUUGUUAUUUUAUUUUGCAAUUUUGAAAAGUUUUGUUAAAAUAGUCAUUACUGCAUUAUGUAUGUAUCUUUCAUUUAAAUAUUCAUUACCUCAUUCAAUAUUUAUUUUAAAUAUUAUAGAUUCUCAUGUCAUAUAUUUAGCUUUUCAGUUUAGAAAUUUUCUGAUUUUAUUUUUUUAAAUAUAAUCAAACAUUGACUAUUGGGAUAUAUUAAAAAGUGUCUUGUUAAGUGAAAUGACUUCUUAAAGCGGAGUAUAAAGUAGAUUAAAUUUGAAUUUUUGCAUUAAAUUAAAAAUUUUCUAGAAAUAAAGAAACAUUUUAUUAAUUUGCAUAUAAUUUUUAUUUAUUGUAAAAUAACUGAUUAUUCAGUUUGGGUUAUAAGACUUACUGUUUGGACAUUUCCAGAAAUUGAAAUAGAAUUGUAUUUUAUUUCUUUAAAUGACAUUUUAGUGAUUCUUUCAAAUUACUAGAUUUUGAAAUGUGAAUCUUCAACCUCUUUCAUUCUGCCCAAAAUGUAAAUGUGCAACUUUUACUACAAAAUACAGUAUUGAAGUAUUCCUUGCUUUUUUUUUAUGCUUUAUAUUUAUAAAAAAUUUAACCUUUCAUAAACAUUAGUGUUUAUCUUUCUCUGCAACAUAAUUUUUUUCAGUAUUUUGAAUCUUUAGAAAAAUAUCUAUAUAUAAUCAGAUCAGAGAUUAAAGGGAGAAUGGAAAAAAUUAUUCCCCCCCCCUUAGGCUCACAUAUUUAAACAUAAGGAAAAGGUCAUCUUUCUGCAUUGUAAACUGGGAAAUUUAAAAUCUUAAAUUUACUGGUUUAUGAUGAGAAACCUAUUAUAACAUUUAAAAUAAAGCAAAGAAAAAUAUGAUUUCCUAGGUAUUGAAUAUAUAAGAAUUCUUAGAAGAGGCAGCAUUUUGAGGAAGAGAAGCAGAUAUCAUUUAUAAAAUAUUUUGUUUCCUAGAACUGCAUAUGAUACUCUGGAAAGUAGGACAAAUAAGGGAAUUAUGUUUCAACAUUGUUGUGUACCUUGUCGUGAGUGUGUUUUAAAUUAAAUAAGUUUUUUUUUUUUUUUUUUUUUUUUUUUUUUUUUUUUUUUUUAUGAGAGAAGGAACAGAGUUUUCCUAUGAGUACUAGUGUGAAAAAUGCUAUGAAGUGAGAAAAGUUGAUUUUGGAGCUUCAAAAUGUAGCAUGAUAAGAAGGCAUGUUAAAGAGAUUUGUUUUUAUACGUUGUAGAGUUCCUCACUCUCUUUUGUACUAAAAUGAACAUUGAGGAACCUAGUGAACUAAUGAGCAACUUAUCGCUAAGUUCAAACAACUAAAAUGUAGAAUCAAGAAUGGUUAACCCUUUAUUUCACUCAAAGAAGAAUAACAGUCGGCUAAUUUCUCAGGCUUACACCAAAGCCUCCACUUGGGUUUGAACUCAAAAUAAGAAAUAGGAACUAAAGAGAGACUUAGCCGAAGCUAAUACAAGUGUCUAAUGUACUUGUCCUUGAAUUUAAACUAGCUGGUGAACAUUAAAAGGCACGGAAUAUAUGGCUGAGCAUAACAACUUCAAGAGAGAGCCCAAAGACAAACAUAUGCUACUCAGGCUCCCUAGCUCUCUCUCACGAAGUUAGUUGAACCUUCCUUAAAUACUACUUCUAACUCAUUUGCAUUCAAAGCGAUUUUUAAAAUGCAUUUUGGUAGGGAGGGAAAGCACUUUGAAAUUAAAAUAAAUG
Molecule: messenger RNA, 4181 nt
Organism: Stegodyphus dumicola
Lineage: Eukaryota; Metazoa; Arthropoda; Arachnida; Araneae; Eresidae
Product: neuroligin-4, Y-linked-like
Source: RefSeq, a predicted model, not a curated record